UUCCCUAGCAACCCAUUCUUCCGUCCGUACAUCCGUUCGUCCGUCCUGUAUCUGUAUGUGUUGUCGACUAGCUUGGACUCGUUGUGCGCUGGCUACGUGUGAAAUGUGUAUGUUUACUCUAAAUACGUCGGAAUCUUUAUCGUUGGAUAACGCGACGGCGUGAAAAUGGCGAUGUGAAAAAAAUGGCAGGACGCAGGUCGACAUUGGCGAACGCAGACUCGCUGCCGGGCACAGGCACAGGUACGGGCGGCGGCGGCGGCGGCGGUGGCAGUGGCAGCGGCAGCGGUGGUUGUGGUGGCGGCGGCGGUGGCGGCGGCGGCGUUGGUGGUGGUGGUGGUGGUGGCGGCGGUGGCGGCGGUGGCGAUCCGCUCCGUGAACUCUUCGAAGCUUGCAAGACCGGCGAUCUCGCCAAGGUAAAGGCAUUGGUCACCCCGAAGACAGUCAACGCCCGCGACACCGCUGGACGGAAGUCUACCCCUCUGCACUUUGCAGCUGGAUAUGGUAGAAAGGAAGUUGUUGAAUUUCUCUUAUCUGCUGGCGCAUCAAUUCAGGCACGUGACGAUGGUGGUCUACAUCCACUGCACAAUGCAUGUUCAUUUGGACAUUCUGACGUCGUGAGAUUACUCUUGGAAGCAGGAGCAAGCCCAAACACGAGGGAUAAUUGGAAUUACACACCUUUGCAUGAAGCAGCCAUCAAGGGUAAAAUAGACGUAUGUAUUGCUCUGCUACAGCACGGAGCAGACGUAAACAUUAGGAAUACAGAAGGAAAGACUGCGUUAGAAUUGGCUGAUCCCGCCACUAAGCCGGUUCUAACCGGAGAGUAUAGAAAAGAUGAGCUCUUAGAAGCUGCUCGAUCCGGAAACGAGGAACGACUAUUGCAACUGUUGAAUCCCCUGAAUGUCAAUUGUCACGCUAGUGACGGCAGGAGAUCUACACCUUUGCAUCUAGCGGCUGGAUAUAACAGAUCCAGAGUUGUACAGAUUCUUCUUCAAAACGGCGCGGACGUACAUGCAAAGGACAAAGGAGGUCUCGUACCACUUCACAAUGCCUGUUCGUAUGGCCAUUUCGAAGUGACCGAGGCUCUUCUGAAACACGGUGCCGCCGUUAACGCCAGUGAUCUUUGGACGUUUACUCCGCUGCAUGAGGCUGCGAGUAAAUCUAGAGCGGAAGUUUGUUCUUUGUUGUUAAGCGAAGGCGCAGAUCCGAUGCAAUUGAACUGCCAUAGUAAAAGCGCCAUCGACGUAGCACCGACGCUCGAAUUGCAAGAAAGACUUGCCUACGAAUAUAAAGGCCACUGCCUAUUGGACGCCUGCAGGCAAGCAGAUCUUACCAAGUUAAAGAAAUAUCUGUCCCAAGAAGUCGUCAACUUCAAACAUCCUUACACCGGGGAUACACCGUUGCAUUGCGCAGUGGCGUCACCUUAUCCGAAAAGGAAGCAAGUCAUCGAGGCCCUGAUCAGAAAGAAUGCUGCCAUGAACGAGAAGAACAAGGACUUCCUUACACCGCUUCACGUAGCGACCGAUCAUUCGCAUUACGAUGCGAUGGACAUAUUACUUAGACAUAAUGCGAAAGUCAACUCGCUAGACGGCUUAGGCCAGACUGCACUGCAUAGGUGCGUUAGAGAGGAUAACGUGCAGGCCUGCCGAAUACUUUUGCUGUAUAAUGUCGAUCCUUCGAUAGUGUCGCUUCAAGGGUACACCGCGGCACAAAUCGCCGCCGAAAACGUGUUGAAGAUAUUGCAAGAUCCGCCUAGCGGCACCGACGACGCAGAAGCGCAACUGCUGGAAGCGAGUAAGUCGGGCGACCUCGCCGCGGUAGAGAGAAUUUUGCAAGCCAAUCCACACGCUGUGAAUUGUCGCGAUUUGGAUGGGAGGCAUUCGACUCCGCUGCACUUUGCAGCGGGUUUCAAUAGAGUGCCGGUUGUGGAAUAUCUGUUAGCACAUGGCGCGGACGUGCAUGCCAAGGACAAAGGUGGGUUAGUUCCUCUUCACAAUGCUUGCUCUUAUGGACAUUAUGAAGUUACGGAAUUACUAGUGAAGCACGGUGCGUCGGUAAACGUUGCCGAUUUAUGGAAAUUUACACCGCUCCACGAAGCGGCCGCUAAAGGCAAGUAUGAAAUAGUUCGAUUACUCUUGAGGCACGGAGCGGAUGCCACUAAAAAGAAUCGAGAUGGCGCAACGCCGUUAGAUUUGGUGAGAGAUGGUGACCAGGACGUAGCGGAUUUGUUGCGUGGAAAUAGCGCUCUUCUUGACGCCGCAAAGAAAGGAAACUUGGCUCGAGUUCAGAGAUUAGUUACACAAGACAACAUUAAUUGCCGGGAUGCGCAAGGUCGUAACAGUACUCCAUUACACUUAGCUGCGGGAUACAAUAACCUGGAAGUAGCUGAAUUCUUACUCGAACGCGGAGCAGAUGUAAAUGCACAAGACAAAGGCGGUCUUAUCCCUUUGCAUAACGCGUCGAGUUAUGGUCACUUGGACAUUGCAGCCUUGCUUAUUAAAUACAAUACUGUAGUGAAUGCAACUGACAAAUGGGGAUUUACACCACUUCACGAAGCCGCGCAGAAAGGUAGAACGCAGCUAUGUGCCCUUCUGCUCGCGCAUGGUGCCGACCCUUUCCUAAAAAAUCAGGAAGGGCAGAGUCCGGUGGAUCUAGCCAGUGCAGACGAUGUAAGGUGUUUAUUGCAAGACGCAAUGGCUUCUCAACAGGUCGUCCCUUCGGUACCUUCCGGUAACAUGGUCAGCAGUACUGGCGGCAGUUCUGUCACCAGUAGACCGCCCAGUAUCGUAUCUGUUCCGGUCACACCACCACCGCCUCUCACUCAAGAAACAGUCAUCAUGCCGUCCGGCGCAGCUAUGAUUCUGUGUGUGCCAUUGGCACGACCGACAUCGUGUCUAAGUCCGAUGCCGCCGAGUGAGCCGUGCCUCGAGAAAGAAUCUAAGGAACUGUGUAAGGAACAUAACAGUUCCAUCACCACUGUCGCCGGCUUCUUGCAAAGUCUCGGUCUGGAACACUUGCUCGAAUUGUUCGAACGCGAACAAAUUACAUUAGAUAUACUGGCAGAAAUGGGUCACGAAGAUUUAAAACAAGUCGGAGUAUCAGCUUAUGGUUACCGACACAAAUUGAUCAAAGGUAUGGACAAGCUAUUGAACACGGCAGCGGGCUCUCUUUGGCAGCCGUCUAUAAAUCCUGGCACAUUGCUGGUGGAUUUACUAGCCGAGGAUAAGGAAUUUCUAGCCGUUGAGGAGGAAAUGCAGAGUACCAUCAGACAACACAGAGAUAACGGCCAUUCUGGCGGUAUCUUCUCUCGAUACAACAUAGUCAGAAUACAAAAAGUUCAGAACCGCAAGUUGUGGGAACGUUACGCUCACAGGAGACAGGAAGUAGCUGAGGAAGUCGGCGCUGCCGCUCCAGCUUCUCCCAGUACAGGACUCAGGAACACACCAAGCUCGGCAGUGCCGCAAGCGAACGAGAGAAUGCUGUUUCACGGUAGUCCGUUCAUCAAUGCUAUCGUACAGAAGGGCUUCGAUGAACGACACGCAUACAUCGGUGGCAUGUUCGGCGCUGGUAUAUAUUUCGCGGAACACAGUAGCAAGAGCAAUCAAUAUGUCUAUGGUAUAUGCGGUGGCACCGGGUGUCCCGCACAUAAAGACAGGAGCUGUUACAUUUGUCACAGGCAUUUGCUACUAUGUAGAGUUACGCUCGGCAAAUCGUUCCUACAAUUCUCAGCGAUGAAAAUGGCACACGCACCUCCCGGGCACCAUAGUGUAAUGGGCAAGCCGUCGCAGGGUGGCUUGGUAUUUCCCGAAUAUGUCGUCUACAGAGGCGAACAAGCAUAUCCUGAGUAUCUCAUCACGUACCAGAUUGCAAGACCACAGCAAGAAACUAGCGGUAGCGAAGGCGUCGAGGAACGGUGAUCGGAAGAGCCGGCGGGCCCUGCGGCAAGAUUACGUAGUCUCUGUUGCUGUCAGAGGCCGAGAGCAUGCGGCGCAUUAUCGCGUGCGUAAGUUGCGCUCGAGCCGCCCCGAAUUUGAAUUCGUCUAACACUAGUUCUUCCAUUUUUAACUGAAAGAGUGAAACCUGCAAAAAUAACGCGUAGACAAGAGAUACGCAUCUAUAGAAUAUUUUACUCCAAGAACUUCGCGCAAUAUAUCUCAACUAUUUAAUAGAAGAGAAAAGAAACGGCCACUGUAAAAUACCUUAUUUUCAGCACUUGUUGUGAUCUUGUAAUAUUCAAAAUUAGUCAAUCUACCUGUCAAAUCCACUCAUCAUAGACGCUUAUAUUGGAAAUGUACAUUGAUCAAGAUGUAAAUAUCGAUACAUAAAUUGCAGUACAUCUCUUACAUCACACUUGAUGUCGAUUAGUGUAUUCGUAAAGUUAGUCAGUAUUACGAAGAAGAUCGAAAAUGUAUUCCUGUAGAUUUGUAACAAAAACUAAUUUAUGUCAAGGUACAUUAUGAUGUAUGACAUUUGGGAGGGUAAAAGCAAAAGAUGUAUGUUCAAUUUUAAAAAUACACGGAAUCAUUAAAGAUGUAGUGCAAUUUGCUCGACGUCUCUCAUACGAUCUACUAGUUUGUAUAAAUGAAAUUUAUCUAUUUGAUACAUAUGCAUGUGCUCGGCUAUAAAAUGGUUUGCACACUUUUUGUCAAGUGAAGUUGCAGCGUUACUAUAAUUGCGAGUCAUUGUUAACAUGCAUUCAGCACAUUUUCACAUUAUCUUACUUGAUAAAAUAUAUAAAAAUUACUUAACACAGGAUAAUAUCACUUUAAAAUAUAUAUAGUCUUUUUGUAUUAAUUUUUUGUUAUAAUCAGCUCCUGUCGUAAAUGAUUACUGCGUAUGUACAUUAAUAGUGGCUCUAAAUUGUGAUAACUUAAAACGUUACAACUUCGAUAAA
Molecule: messenger RNA, 4891 nt
Organism: Odontomachus brunneus
Lineage: Eukaryota; Metazoa; Arthropoda; Insecta; Hymenoptera; Formicidae
Gene: Tnks
Product: poly [ADP-ribose] polymerase tankyrase
Exons: 12
Coding region: 183-3914 (1243 amino acids)
Molecular function (GO): protein binding; NAD+ poly-ADP-ribosyltransferase activity
Source: RefSeq, a predicted model, not a curated record